Naegleria gruberi is the source of this 804-nucleotide messenger RNA. RefSeq lists its product as uncharacterized. Gene Ontology annotation, molecular function: heme binding; iron ion binding; monooxygenase activity. Bases 1 to 804 code for a protein of 267 amino acids. Lineage: Eukaryota; Heterolobosea; Eutetramitea; Acrasida; Naegleriidae. The record is from RefSeq and is a predicted model, not a curated record. The transcript has a single exon.
AUGACCAUGGUAAGAAAAAAACAAGCCGAAAUUGAAAAGAAUAUAGAAAUGAAAGAUGACGAAGAUUUAUUGAGUCUAUUAUUGAAGAGCUUUGCUGCACAAAACUUGUCAGAUGAUGAAAAAUUAUCCAAUGAUGAAUUGGUCAGUGCAAUUUUCAUUAUCUUCUUUGCUGGAUUUGAAACUAGUUCAACAUCUUUGAAUUUCUUUCUGAGAAUAUUGGCAACUCAUCCAGAUGUUCAAGAAAGAUUGAUUGAGGAAAUUGAUUCAAAUAUCAACUCUAUUGAUUCAAUGACUUUUGAAGAUUUAACGGAAAAGCUUCCACUUAUGAAUUCUUUCAUUAAGGAAUCGUUUCGAGUUAAACCAGCCGUUGGAGCUGUAGCAAGAACUGUCUUGAAGAAGGAAGGUGAAUCUAUUGGCAAGAUUCACUUGGAAAAGGGGUCAGUUUUAAUUUGUAACAUGAUGGUUCAUCAUCAACUCUCUCAGAAUACAGCUUUGGAUACCUUCAAAUUUAACAGAUAUUAUCAAGAUCCAACUCUUGAAGAGAAGAUUGACAGGGGAACUAUGGGACAUUUGGCACUCGAUUUUACAAAGGAUGAUUUGAUUCCAUUCUCACUAGGACCAAGAGAUUGUCUUGGAAAACGUAUGGCACUAAUAGAAAUUAAGGUCAUUCUCGUUUUCUUAUUAAAACAAUUCAGGUUGAAAGUUCCAGAUCAUUUGAAAGAAUCUCAAUCAAAAAUUAAGGAAGGUUAUUUCAUGACAAGAACAACAGACUCUCCAUUCAUUCUUGAUUUUGAAACUAGAUAA